AUCCAGUCCGUUGGCGAAGUUUUGCGGCGGGGCACGCUCGGUUUACGGUACUCGAAAAAAAGUGACAGUGUGUUACGGGCGAACGGGAGAAACACUGGCGCGCUCCGUGCCUAGCUAACACACGGCCAACCUACUUCGAUUUAGUGUGUUUGUGCUCUUACGGCCGGUUCCAUAGAACGCGGCGCGCUCGCGUUCGUCCCCGUGCGCGACCCAAGUUUCGUCGUGUUCCUGCUGCGGCACACGGUGUCCCGUAACUGCGUCCGAGGACGGUGUGACAGUGUGAAUUUUUCGACACCUCCCCCGGGGGAUCACGGCUCUACGUCGAGUGGUUCAGUGAUUUUUUUGUCGUUCAGUUUUGCUCGGAGUGUGCUCGUCCUGCUGGAUUUUGGUUUCUUGUACUGUUUUUUAUUAUUAUUAUUUUGGAUUAUUCGGAUUAUCGGAUUGAUUUGCAUGAUUGAUACAACAGAGGUUUAGGGUCACUUUCGGUUGGUUUUCUAGUGUUUCCGCGUGGUUUUUCUCGAAUACAGUGAUUUCACUAGUUCGUCAAACUGAUGCAUAAGAGGAUUACGGUUUCCAUUGAAGAGCCAACGUAUCAACAAAUUAUGCCCCAAUAGACUUGUAAUAUGUGAGGCGUUCAAACUCGAGAUGGAGGAGGUGGACGAACGAGGAGGCGGCGGCGGCAGCGGGCCGGAGGAGUGCCUGCUGAUCAAAGUCCACGUGCCCGAGCUCAACGUUCAGAAGUGCCUCCAGUUCCCAAGGGACCAACUCGUAUGGGACGUCAAGCAGCAAUGUUUGGCCGCCCUGCCCAAGGAAUUGAAAGAGAGUUUCAACUACGGCCUAUUCAGUCCGCCGGAAAAUGGCAGAGCGGGGAAGUUCCUUGAUGAGGAGCGCAGAUUGGGCGACUAUUCCUUCAGCGGGCCCAUUGGACUUCUUGAACUGAAGUACAAACGGAGAGUAUACAAAAUGAUCUCAUUGGAUGAAAAACAGUUGAAGAGUCUGCACACGAGGGCGAACCUUCGCCGAUUUUUGGAGUACGUGCAGAACGGCCAAGUGGAGAAGGUUACAAAGAUGUGCUCCAAAGGACUGGACCCCAACUAUCACUGCCCGGAGACGGGAGAAACCCCAUUGACCAUCGCGACCGCCAUAAAAAAGCCGGCUAAAGUGCUGAUCGCGUUGGUGAACGGCGGCGCCAUCCUGGACUACCGAACCAAAGACGGAUCGACCGCCCUACACAGGGCGGUCGAAAAACAGAACCUGGAGGCGCUCCAGACGUUGCUGGAGCUGGGCGCCUCCCCCAACUACAAGGACAAUAAAGGUCUGACUCCGCUGUAUCUCACCAUCACCCACGCCGUCGACCCCAAGUACACCGAACUCCUGCUGCACGACCACGCCACCACCGGAGCCAAGGACGCUCAAGGAUGGCACGAAGUGCACCAGGCGUGCAAACUGGGUCUACUUCAGCAUCUCGAGCAUUUGCUUUUCUACGGCGCAGACAUGAACAGCCAGAACGCCACUGGCAACACGCCCCUUCACGUCUGCGCAGUAAACGGCCAGGAAUCCUGCGCGAGGACCCUGCUCUUCAGGGGCGCCAACCGAGAGGCCCUGAACUACUCGAAUCAAACACCAGGUCAGGUGGCUGUCAUUGCUGGUAACAUGGAACUGUCACUUAUCAUCCAGAAUUAUCGUCAGGACGAAGUUGUGCCGUACCGCGAGCCGCCCAGAUACAACCCGAAGCGUCGUUCGGCCGCCCUCGGAUGGCUGCAGAGGUCGCCCUCGGCCAGCACCCUAGCCCUACCCCCCAGUCCCUGUCCCUCAGACCGGUCCUCGGCCCCUUACAGCUCGGCGAGCAGCAGCCUCAGCGACGCCAGCAGCGGGGCGCCGCCCGGCCUAGAGACCGAUACGGCCAGCAUCGUCACAGUGCUCGCACUGGGUGUUGCAGACAAAAGUCUCGGCGAUACCAGCGACAUCAUCAGCGACAGUUCCGGAGUCGGUACCGCCAAUUCUGACACCAAUUGCAGCAUCACCAUGCCUGGUGCCACCGUCGUAUGCAUCGAAGCGUACACCAGCAAAGAGGAGGGCAGCGUUUGCAUCAGACCCGGCGAUUUUAUUGAAGUAACUGGUGCAACUGAUGAUGGGUACCUUGAAGGCAUCGUGAAGAAUGGCGGAAACGCCACCGGAUUGUUCCCAGCACACUGCGUUCAAGAAGUGCGACUAAGAAAUCCCAACAUACAAACACCCAUGAUGGUGGCCAGGGACUCCAGACAGUAUUCGAACAACAGAGUUGUAGGCCGAAGAGAAUCCACCCAAUCGAGCUCCAAACAUUUCGCAACCCAACCCAGAACCAAAAAAUACACUGGGUUACCCGGUGAGCCGAAGACGGUGGUACUCCAUCGCGGCAAAAAAGGCUUCGGCUUCAUACUACGCGGAGCCAAAGCAACGUCACCGCUCAUGGAACUGACACCAUCGGAAAAGUGCCCCGCCCUCCAGUACUUGGACGACGUGGACCCGGGCGGCGUGGCCGACAUGAGCGGCCUAAAGAAGGGAGACUUCCUGAUCGCCAUCAACGACGAGGACGUGUCUUCCGCAUCCCACGAGCACGUUGUCGAUCUGAUCCGUAAAUCCGGCGGGUUGGUAAAGAUGACUGUGCUGUCGGUGGGCGCACCGACGACACCCAGCUCAUCGAUACCGAUGAGCAAAUCGACGAUUUUGCCCUGCAAAGCGGACAUACCGCUCAGCAGGCACUACGCAACGUUGCCCAGAAAAAUGAAUCCUGGCGGCACUCUAACGAGGAACAGCCAGGCACCUCUGCCGCCGAGGAGGGACCCCAAGACCACGCUGAGUGUCGGACGGGCCAGGGCCAAGAGCAUGGUGGCAGGAUUAGGAGGAGAAAAAGAUGAGACUGACGACAUCACAAAAUCCAGUUCCGCCGAGUCAAUUCACCAAUCGACACCGGGCGGCACCGGAAACUCAACACCGGUACAACCACGCACCGCUUCGAUCCGCCAGAGGCCUAUUUCGAGCAGGGUCACGUCGCAGGAGUUGGAGGAGUUGUUCGAGAAGCAACGCGACGAUGGGGAAAGGGGCGGCGGACAACACAGUUCGCUGAUGACCAGCUCUAGGUUCCAGGAUGGCACUCAAACCCUGAGUCAUCCUGGCUCUCCUGCAAAGACUCGAGUUUACGCCAGCGUGGCCGAGAUGAAGAGGAGCAAAAACAAGAAAUCCAAACAUCACUUCCUGCCCUUUUGGGGAGGACGUGAGCUGCGCAGAGAUUUCCACAGCACCCCCGAUUUGGCCCAGGAAGUCGCCAUGCUCAACACAUCAGCUUCAGCCUACUCCAAGAACCAUCGCAGCAUAGAGGACAUCAGUGCCCAACUGGCGAGCAACAGAACAUUACCACCUCCGAAUCACCCACCGCCACCACCUCCACAACAAAUACAACUCAUAACGUUGUCCAGGAACUCGGAAUAUGACAACCUGACCAGCUGCGACGUGGUGAACGAGGAGAGCGUGGUGUCUUCGUUCAGGCCGACGGCCAGCGCCAAGUUGUACGCCUCACCUGAAGAUAUGAAGUCCGUGGGGUACAGAUCGAAGAGUUUGCCUUCGAAUUCCAAGGCCCAAGUCAGAAAGAGUCAAAGUAUGAGGACGGCGUCUUCGUUCAAGCCCACCAGCACCUCCACGCCUCCAACUAAGAACACGACUUACGCCCAACCGUUCAGACCAUCCAGGUCGCACUCAUCAGCAGGUACAAGACGACAUAAGAAGAUACCUUGCAGCAAGUCAGCUUCAAAUGUGGUAGAUUUGAGCAAAUCAAACACUCCACCCAUUCCCGAACCGGAUUACAGCUGCAGUGAAUCAGAGGGUGAAACCGACGAGGAAAAGGAUUGCAGCAAUUUGGCCACAAGACUUUCCAGCGUACAGUUGCAUCCAGUGGAGAACAGCGGAAACAGCAACGCCAGUGGCAGCAGUUCGGGCAGCAGCUCGGUACCUCACAGCUUCAGCGUGGAGGAAAUCCAAAAGGGCAGAUCUAUGUUGCGCUCUUCCAAGUCGUAUCCCGACGACUUCCUGAAGAAGCAAAACGAUGCGGGCGGCGGCGUCGCCCUAGAAGACGGCGACAACAGUUCCUCCGGCGUGAGCUCCGACCAAGAGAUCACCGGCAGCAUGAAUUCCGAAUACACGGAACGACUCAGCGCUUCGAUACAAGACAACAGCCAGACUAUUAAGAACCAACGACCACAAUCAGGCUUGUUGUCGAGACCUGCGGUUUCGUUGGUUCAGUUGCCACCUCCAAUUGAGAAUGAGACAGAUGAAAAGGAAGAGUUCUGCCUUCCACCACCUCCGGAAUUUGGAGGCAACGCCAGUAGUGUCGAACAUGGACCUGAAGCAGUCCUGGCGCCACCUCCACAAUUUAGAUACGGCAGAUAAUCAUGGUCACUUUUGGAUAUAAUACAGUGACAACCGUCAAGUUUCGAGAGUUCGAAUAGUUGGAGCAGUUCCCAAAAACAGCACCCCCAAAAUGAAACAAGGUAGACUACACAGUCAGUGAUCAAUAAACUGAAUUUGUAUAAAUAGGUUUUUUUUUUAAAUGCAAAUUGAAUGUUUUGCCACAACAAGACUUAUACUCCCCCUAACUUAUAAAUUAUAUCUACAUACUCGAUCUUAAUGUUAUAUACACACACGCUAAAAUGACACAAUGUUUUUAUUUGGCGAAAUUAAGUGUUUUUUAAUAUUACCACAGCUUGUAAAAUGUGUAUUGUGUCAUUUUAAUGUUAAAAAACUAUGUAACCGUAUUGUCAAAUAUCAAUUAUUAAGAUAGCACCCACCAUUAACAUGAAUAUUUGUAAAUUCAUCAUAGCUGAUUAGUUCCUACCAAAACAAUACCAGUAUUAAAUCUAUUUUCAAUUUGGAAACACUCAUUUCCCAAUUUAUUGAACUAAAAAAAAUUAUACAUAUAUUUUUCUUUAGUCAAAUAUAUAUGGACUAAGUGCAUUAGAUAAAAUUCCGUCAUUUUAUUCACCAAAUCAUCCUGCCAAAAAUUUAUAUUUUUGAAUUAAAUUAAAUGUUGUAUUUGUGUGACUAUAUAAAUAAACAUUUAUUAUCUGUUGUUUCAAAUUCGGUUGUGUAUAAAAUCAUUCAAUCGCUCAACAACAAACUGUCAACAUGUUUUAAAAAAUCAUAUAAAACAUGUUUUUGUACCCUACAUUUAGAAUCUCCGCGUGAUUUUACAAUUUAGAGCCGAUAAUCGCAUUGGAAACAAAGUUAGAGCUUUGAAAUAGGCUACAUUUACAAUAAUAAGUGAUUUUAUACCAGUCGAUACUAGAAAAAUGUGCAAUAAUCUAAUACUUUGUACAAAUGUCACUUUGUUAUAAUUUAACUCAAUUUUAAAUGAUAAAUGUGAAUGACAUAAGUGAACUAUUUACAAGUAGAUUAUAGGAAAUUAUAUAAUAUCAAUAUAUUACAACAACAUUCAAGUAUAUACAGCUUCUUAAAGUCUGAACGAACUCAUUUUUCCAUUGUUUGUACUUCACGAUUUUAUAGCUAGCAAGAUAUAGCAAUACCGUUGACGAAACUUUAGAAAGAAAAGGCCUAAAUACACAUUAUACACUUAGGAAGUUAAUGAUAUCUACCUAUUUGUACUCACGAAAAUGUGGAAUAAAUGCAGUAAACUCAUUUUUGCAAGCAAUUUACUAAAUGUUUACUUCACAUUCGCAAAUCCUGGUAUUUUUUUUGUGUGUGCGCAACGCUGAAGGAGGCGAACAGGACGGUAAAUGUGAAUACACUCAUUUUAACCAAUUUCGUCACAUUGUCUGUACGUGAUCUUCGGCGUUGCAGUUAUGUAUAAUUUUUCUUUUGUAAAAUAAUGCUCAAAUAUAUGUUUUACACUGUAUUUUUUUCUUGUAAAUAUUAAUGUUCGGGGUCAGUUAUUGUAUGAUCUAUUUUUUGUACAUUAACUGUUUGUUUCUAUUUGAACUACACGUUAUGUAACUAGCUCAAAUAGGAAUGUGGUUUUUUUUAAUAUCUGUAUUUUGUAAGUAUAAUUUUGUGCUUAUUUAUUUUACGAACUUGUAGUUCAUAGUUUUGAACGCGUUUCUGUGCUAUAUUAUUGUUAUUAAUAUGGUAAUGUUGUAACUACACUUUCUUCUUUUUACCUCUUUUGUUUAAUACAUGUAAUUACAAUGAAUCUCAAUAUUUUUAAUAAAUUUUAAUAUUACACCAAUAUUUGUUACAAUUCAAUUAAAUUAUUCAUCUUCA
Molecule: messenger RNA, 6249 nt
Organism: Aethina tumida (small hive beetle)
Lineage: Eukaryota; Metazoa; Arthropoda; Insecta; Coleoptera; Nitidulidae
Gene: Prosap
Product: SH3 and multiple ankyrin repeat domains protein 2
Exons: 19
Coding region: 646-4422 (1258 amino acids)
Cellular component (GO): postsynaptic membrane; dendritic spine; postsynaptic density
Molecular function (GO): synaptic receptor adaptor activity; ionotropic glutamate receptor binding
Source: RefSeq, a predicted model, not a curated record